This is a messenger RNA of Camelina sativa (false flax), 791 nucleotides long. The record is from RefSeq and is a predicted model, not a curated record. Lineage: Eukaryota; Viridiplantae; Streptophyta; Magnoliopsida; Brassicales; Brassicaceae.
CACAUCAUUGAGUGUGGUUUUAACUUGUUAUUAUUUAGUAACUCAGUGGAGAGUGAAAAAGGGAAUUCAAAAUUUGGUAUGAUUGUUAUAGGUUCUUUGAGGUACUGGUAUCAGCGGAAUAACGUGGAUCUCACCGUAUCAAAAUCUGCUGUUUGGAAUGAUGAUGUUGUUCAAGCUGCUCUCGAUAGUGCUGCUUUUUGGGUCGACGGGUUGCCCUUUGUUAAGUCUUUAUCUGGUUACUGGAAGUUCUUCUUGGCACCUAAGCCUGCAAAUGUUCCAGACAAGUUUUAUGAUGCUGCAUUUCCUGAUUCAGAUUGGAGCGCUUUACCCGUACCUUCCACUUGGCAGUGUCAUGGAUUUGAUCGGCCUAUUUAUACGAAUGUGGUGUACCCUUUCCCGAAUGAUCCUCCUCAUGUUCCUGUGGCCUAUUUAUACGAAUGAUUCAGUAGAGGGUCAGGUUGCUUCUGUGGAUAUUAAACUACCGAGAAGAAGUUUGCAAGUGGAGUUUACUUGCAAUUUAUGUGGAGAAAGAACUAAGCGGCUUAUCAAUCGGCAUGCUCAUGAACGUGGCCUUGUCUUUGUCCAGUGUGCAGGAUGUCUUCAGUAUCAUAAACUGUUUGACAAUCUUGGUGUCAUUGUUGAGUACGACUUCCGUGAAACCUCCAAGGAUUUGGGUACCGAGCAAGUUUGAUAUAAAGAUUGUUGUAUAAAAUUGGGUACCGAGCAAGUUUGUACCAGAAUUUAAAGAAAGUUAUAAUCAUAGAAACAUGGCAGUAUGAAAUUGUUGUUCU